CACAAUAUAAGUAUUUUUAAGUUAAUUUUUUUUACUAUGGACUUUCAUGAUAUCCUUAAAGAUUCUUAUGUACUUUUUUGUUAAUUUAUUAUUUUUGACCUUGUAAAGAAUUUCUUCUCGACAUGCUAUAGUUGAGUGAAAUCUAAUGUAGUAAGUAGUGUUUUAUCGGUACUGUAAUAAGGUACUCGAUUUCAUUCUUCGUUUUAAAUUUUUAAAAUACCAGCUUGGAGCGAGUGCGUAUAAUAUCUGAGGGACGUGUGUUAGUAGCUAAAUAGUUCUUGAUAAGCUGCGGCUAGGAGUGUAAAGGCAAUCGUAACCAGCAGCUAUAACGUAUUCAGCGUUCACGAACAUCGUAUCGAGCUACUAGCUGUAAGCGGAAAAUCACUUGAACCGCAAACUAUCCGAUUUCAUAGAGCGAAUAUUCGAAUAUUUUUCAAAAUGAGUAUCAUACUAGACUACAAUUAUAAAGAUCGGAGGUUCAAAAGUGAUGAAGUAUUUAAAAGUAUAAAUCAAAAGUAUGUGACAUUAGAAAGUUACCAGGUCAAACGAAAUAAUGUGUACCUUAAAGAGGUCAUCUAUGAGUUUCUGCAGCGAAUGAGAGAAUGCGAUGCAUUUUUUAAAGACAAUUUUCAGGAAAUUAAAUGGGUAGGAAGUUUUUACAAAGGCACAAGAUUCGGCUCACCGGAAGAGUUUGAUCUCAAUAUAAUUAUAAAAUUGCCUAUUAAUUACAACACGAUUAAUAUACAAUCCGAUCGUAAAUGUAAAUCAUUCAUUAAAAUUCAAUUAAAGGACGACACUUUGCGCUCCAAAUUAAUGCCGUAUAAAGUUUUGAAAAAAUUUGUUAAUAAUGAUUUAUAUUUAAAUCAAAACGAAUUUCGCCAAUGGAUGGAAAGCGUUGUUACCAAGGCUUUACUUUCUUUACCAACAGACUGUGGAAAGUCUCAAUACUUGAUUAUAAAUAAUAAGAAAUAUACAAUACGUGUAUCGAAAAACAGUCCAGCAUUUACAUUAUACAUCAAUGUAGAAGGUGUUACAUUAGAUGUAGAUCUGGUUGCAGCAAUGGAAUUUACAGAUCCUCCUCCUGCACCAUUUCGUAAAAUUACACAAAAGGAAAAAACUUGGAGAGCUAUUGCUAAGCCUUUUCACAAUGGCAACAUGCCAAAUACAGAUAUCGUAUGGAGACCUUUUUUUUACGAACAAGAAAGGGAGAUACUACAAUGCGCGGAUGUCAAGCCAGUGAUAAGGCAAAUGAAGAAAUUUAGAGACAUACAAGGUUUGCAUAGUAUUGCAAGUUAUUACAUUGAAAGUUUGUUCUACUGGGAAAUAGAAAAACGCAACAAAGAUAAGGAUUUCUUAGCAGCCUCCAAAACUUGCAUAUUUUUCAAUAUGCUAAAAAGAUUUUACGAAGCAACUAUGAAUGGCGAAAUAAAAGAUUUCUGGCACAAGGAAUAUAACUUGCUGUCGAAGAUAGGAGCUGCAGAAAUGCUUAAUAUACAAGGACUGUUAAAAAGAAUUAUUAUUACAAUUGAGAGAAAUAUUGAAAAUGACCCCUAUAUUAUAGCAAAAUUCAUUUUAAGCAAAAGAGAAUUAGAAAAAUUGCAAAAUCAAUUGGUAUGUGUGACUCGAGAGGAAGUCCGAGAAUCUCACAAUUCCCCAACAACACAAUCUUUAAAUGUUUCAGGAACAAUAAUUGCAGUUGGAACUGCAAUAGCUGCAGUGAUGGCUGCAUUCAAAUACUUGACGACUGAAUCAAAUAAAAAAUAAUAACGUGGCACAAGAGCGUUAAUGAGUUAAAAAUAUACAAUGAGGGUCUCCUGCUCCAUCGAAUGCAACAAAUUCUAAUAACAGAAACAAUACUGAAUCAUAUAAAAUCACUUAAAGCUAUUCGUGAUACUGCUGCUGAAUUAAAAGGAAGUAUAUAAUGAUUUGAAAUACAUGUUCAGCUAUAUAUUCAAACAAAAGUUGAAUAGCUCAACAUGAGAUGGAAUUUAGAUUCAGAUUAUACUUAUGAUAAAUUACUAACAAUUUUUAUUUUAAAUAUAAUUUGACAAAGUUGCGCGUUGCACUUAUAUAAUUUUAAUGACUGAUUUAUAUUUUAUAUUGCGAAUAGAGCUUUAUUAUUAAGUUUUCUAAAUACUUAAAAACUAUUUCAUAACAAUUAAAAUAUUAAACGUA
Molecule: messenger RNA, 2175 nt
Organism: Cephus cinctus (wheat stem sawfly)
Lineage: Eukaryota; Metazoa; Arthropoda; Insecta; Hymenoptera; Cephidae
Gene: cGlr1
Exons: 12
Coding region: 439-1764 (441 amino acids)
Source: RefSeq, a predicted model, not a curated record